AUGAGAACUGCGCUCACCUGUGCGCUUUUGGCGAUUUCGUUUCUAGGAAGCCCGUGUUCGUCCAGCGAAGACGGUCACGAGCAAGUAUCCAGAGUGAAAACUACUACACAAAGUCUCUACGAGCGUCAUUAUAGAAACAAUCCUGGAUUGUGCGGGGCACAGUACAGGAAUUCCAGCUAUGCGGAACCCGUUUACAACUGCACGCUUAAAGCUUUGCCCCCAAUCGUAAAUAAAACCUGGGAGGGAAUUAGGCAUAACAUUAGCAAGACCAUACCUGAGUUUGUAAGCUUGAUGUGCAACUUCACUGUUGUUAUGCCUGAAAACUUCUACUUACUUUAUAUGGGGGACGCAACGUCAAACUCCGAAGAGGAGAAACAGAGCACAGGCACUACCGAAGAGUCUACUGCUGUGAAAGUUACAGAAACGCUAAUAACAGAAGCAGAGAACGCCUGCACGGCGAAUAUAACUGGUUGGACCCCUCCAACCACGCCGGAACCGACGAAGUCGCUUGAGCCUGUGGCCGUCCCCUGAGGCGUUGUCCGCCGAUCUAUCACCCGGUUAUUACCAGAAACUACUUGCAUACGCUUCAAAACCACGUACAGUACACUGCGUGGCUUUGAUGCCCGUGCAAGAAGAAUGCUGGUACGGGUAGAACGGUGGUU
This is a messenger RNA of Ixodes scapularis (black-legged tick), 662 nucleotides long. RefSeq lists its product as uncharacterized. Bases 1 to 531 code for a protein of 176 amino acids. The transcript has 5 exons. The record is from RefSeq and is a predicted model, not a curated record. Lineage: Eukaryota; Metazoa; Arthropoda; Arachnida; Ixodida; Ixodidae.